Messenger RNA from Thelazia callipaeda (thelaziosis nematode), 1383 nucleotides. The record is from the annotation of a GenBank genome assembly. NCBI's taxonomy places the organism in Eukaryota, Metazoa, Nematoda, Chromadorea, Rhabditida, Thelaziidae.
AUGGAAGGUAAGAGCUCAGAAAGUAAUCUCGACAAUUUUUAUGAGUAUGAGCAAAGAUCACGUGCUCAUACUUGGCCUGAGCAAAACUUCCAGCAGUUACACCCCAUUAGUACAGAUUUGAUUAGUCGAACUUCUAGUCUUGCUUCUGUAUUUUAUACAAAUGUAUAUAGUCCGAUGACAGUGGAACACAUCUCCAAUCUUAUCCCACGGUAUGAUUCUGGUGUAAAAGGAAAAAAAAACGAAGUCAAGAAAGAAGCGUCAACAAGUACAGUAAUUAUUGAAGGGACAGAAUGUCAUCCUGAAGAUCCUUUGCAGGAUGAAACAAGAAAGAGAAGUAAACGUUGUGCUGCUUCAGGGCUGAAAAAAGCUAAUGCAUGGGGUGAGGGGAGUUAUUCACAAUUAAUUACUCAAGCGUUAAAUUGUGCUCCAAACGGUCGUUUGAAAUUAAGCGAAAUUUAUACUUGGUUCAUGUGUAAUAUUCCAUAUUUCGGAGCACGUUCAACUCCUCAACUUUCAUCUGCUUGGAAGAAUUCAAUUCGUCAUAAUCUUUCCCUACAUAAUCGUUUUAUGCGGGUGCAAAACGAGGGUGCAGGAAAAAGUUCAUGGUGGAUGAUUAAUCCUGAUGCUAAACCGGGUCGGAAUCCACGACGCCAACGAUCUGCAACACUAGAAUCUACAACUAAAGUAGCGAUUGACAAAAAACGUCGUGGUGCUCGUAAAAAAGCCAUGGAAAUACGUGCAAGAGCGGUCAAUAGUAGUUUACUGCACAGUGGCAAUAAUUCGAUCGUUAGUUCACAAGUAAUCGUAAUUUUAAUCAUAAUUAGCUACUUUUUUUUCAGCUCACGUACUCAGUCAAACUUGUCAUUACCGGCAUCUACAUCUCGUGUAUCACCAUCAAUGAUGGAAAAUUACGAAAACUUUGAUAGUUUUGAUUUUCCUCCUUUUGUUGAGGCAACUGGUGGCAUGCCACAUGAUAUUUUAGAUCGCACAAAUGAGGUAAGGAUUUACGAUAAUGAAAAUAAUGUUCAACCACCACCAUCUUAUCAUGAACUAAAUGUUGUACGGAGUGUGCAAAACAUUCAGAAUCCAUUGUUAAGGACACAUCUGAUUCAAAGUAGGAUGCCUGGUCAUUAUUCACCUAGUAGUGGUGACGUGGGUGUAUCCAGUUGGAUGCAUUCAAAUAUGAUUCCAAUAACUAUUCACCCAAGUAUCAGUUGCUCAGCUCAACAACCGUUUAGUGGUAAUGGGUCGGCUUUACCCAUAGAUUUGGAAAAUUUGGCACUUCCUGAUCAACCUUUAAUGGAAGUGGAAAAUAUGGAAGCCGUUUUACGGCAUGAAUUAUCUCAAUCUACUGGUAGUCAGCUCAGUUUUGAUAAUAUUUAA